Chara braunii is the source of this 1240-nucleotide messenger RNA. The record is from the annotation of a GenBank genome assembly. NCBI's taxonomy places the organism in Eukaryota, Viridiplantae, Streptophyta, Charophyceae, Charales, Characeae.
GGGUGGCAGCCAUAUCUGCACCUACGGACUGCAAGUUGCUGCUUUGAUCUUCAACAUUGACGGGGGAUCCGACUUUGUACUUUGGGGUAGAUGUUGACCCUCCUAGAUGAUAGGACACUAGUGUAGAGGAUGCUAAUUGGGUCAGGACUAUGUGAGAGGGGGGUGAGCUUUUCAUCUCAAGAGCCCGGCCACUCAGCAGAUUGGAAACUGCAGAUGGACGCUGCCCCUGAGGCAGAAAAACCGCAGUAUCAGUUCUUCUACGAGAAAGCCUUGAAGAGGGAGGAGGAAGAGAAAGAGAGAGAGAGAAGGGAUAAGGUGCAGGCUCACGAGGCCGUCCUUAGCACCGUGUCCACUCUGACUGAUGAGGAGGUAGAAGAGAAAACGGUUCCCCUCCUCAGAGCCUUAGCAGGGGUCCAGGUUGCUGAGGACCAUACUGGCCAACUCGCACAGGUGUUUAAGCAGCUCAAGGAGUUGCGCGAAGACAUGGCCAAGAUGGCGCAGCAGCACCGCGAUCAGCUGCAACAGUUUGCUAGUUCGCAGCAGGCUCAAAUCGUCUCUUUACUCACCUACCUUGCCUCCAAUGCUGCGUGUCAGUCCAAUUUUGCCCCUCUGAAUACGUCUACUUCUUCUCCUUCAACUUCUUCUUCUUUGAGUGUGGUUAACAGCCAAAGCGGAUCUGCAGCAAGUCCAGACCUCGCUGCUGCUGCUGCAGCGGCAAGUGGUGGUGCAGGGACUUCAGGAACUGUUGCAGCCCCGGGCCCGGACCCAGCAAUGGCUGGGACGGGCAACAACUUUGCUUACCUCGACAGAAAGGCGGCACAGAUUCCGUCCAAGUACGACGGAAAAGACGACGUCGAGUCAUGGAUCAGCACCAUGCGGUCCUACUUUGAUGUGUUCGGGACACCCCCAGUCACUCAGUCGUCGGUCCUUGGGACCAAUGUGGAACCUGCCGUGAGAGGAUUUCUAGAAAUCCAAGCUGUAGAAGCAGGCUAUAAACGUAUAGACCUGAACAAAUGGCUAAAGGCUACGCCUGUAGCCACACUUGAGGAUCUCUUGAUUCAACAGUAUGCCGAUCCACAUGCUGCAGCAAAAGCAAGACUUAAGCUUGAUAAACUCAAGCACAGCAAGUAGACUGGCACCAUGCAAAGUCUGCAGCAGUAUGUCAGUAAGCUCUUUGCUACUCCCAAUUUGGAAAUGAUUGCACAGUCUUGCUUGGAUGUGAUAAAAGCAACGGUCCCCU